This is a messenger RNA of Cynoglossus semilaevis (tongue sole), 8314 nucleotides long. Its product is annotated as disks large-associated protein 1-like. Gene Ontology annotation, biological process: signaling. Bases 1145 to 4633 code for a protein of 1162 amino acids. The transcript has 16 exons. Gene Ontology annotation, cellular component: postsynaptic specialization; glutamatergic synapse. The record is from RefSeq and is a predicted model, not a curated record. NCBI's taxonomy places the organism in Eukaryota, Metazoa, Chordata, Actinopteri, Pleuronectiformes, Cynoglossidae. Gene Ontology annotation, molecular function: molecular adaptor activity.
CUGAACACAACAACCACUGCAUGUUGUCUAAUGACUCAGAGCAGCAGGGACGCGCUGGUCUUUGUCACAUCGUUAAACGCUCUCCACAGCUGCCGUGACGCCUCCGCGGCAGAAGCAGCAGACGCGUCCGCGGCGGUGAGUCGCAUCCUGGCGCUGCAGCUGUCUGUCAACUCCCUCCUGGAUCUCCUUGGCCUCUGAGGAUGUUGUAAUGUCAUUGAGCCAGUGACAUAAAACAUGGCGCGCAAUUGUGAAAUACCUAUAGAGACAUUCACCCGUGCGUGCACGUACAAGGAGUCGCGUAAUGUCUUGGUAUUUAAAGUUUGGUCAUGAAUAUAAGCCGUGACGCUCGGACUUGUACCACGCAGCUAGCGCGCACUGAUGCUCAGCCGCUGCCUCUGCGCGUGGGCGUGCUUUGAAACGCGUUGCCUUGUUUUUCCUUGGCUGUGGUAUCAGCACCGACUCUGGGUCCUCGUGUGGGCAUAAAUCUCAGCCUAACGGUCCAAGACCCGAUUUUUAAGGCAUUGGAUUGAGGCAGGGAUUUAACUUUGCUCUGGUCAAGGUUAGGACUGAUGGACAGGUUAUGGCAAGACGACUGGAAAGAAUAAAAACUGUGGAAUUUUUUAUUGCAGAUUCUCACCUCUGUGUGUAUUUAAAUGUGAUAUUUCCAGGAAGAUACCAAAGGACAGAGAGGGAGAGAGAGACAGAGAGGGAUUGAGAGAGUCAGGUCGGUUGCCAGUGCUAUUGCGGGCUGCAGUCUGCGUCUACCCAAACCGUCUGUGCCUGGCUGAGAAGUUGUGCGGCGCUCACGUCACUUGUCGCCCGUGGCUGAGAAUGAAAGCAUACGGAGACCACGCAUGUUUCUAAUUCAAGACGACAGGGAGCUCAUGGCAGGAGUGUGGGAAGAGCAGCAGCAGAGACGACAUGAGAGAAUCUUCAUGGUGUCGCUUCAACAGUUCCCGUGAGACGAGUUUCACUGGGAUGACAAUCCCAUCGAGUUAACAACAACUCAAUGGAGAUGGGGAUCUAACAGAGAGUCUGGAACUCUCAUCUCAGGGACAGACAUCCCUUGCCAACCUUCUGCCUGCCAGGCAUUACUAAUUCAUAUCAUACUUCUUAUCACCCACCCCCCACCUUUUCCCUCACCAUGAAGGGCCUAUCCAACAGCCGGAGUCACCAUCACGUGGUCUCCUAUGAACCAUCAUACGAUCAUCUUGGUCACCAUGUUGACCAUAAGCCAUAUAUGAUAAGUCAGAUGGACAUGCCUGUGCCCAUUCCUAUCCCACAUCCAACAGAGCUGUCGUACUACAAUGCCCAACAUACCUCGCACCCCUCUGAGAGCAACAGCAUCGUCCCAUAUGGAACCUUCCCAAGGAGGUGUCACUCAACCUCCUCAUCUCACUAUCCUGAGGUAAAGGAUGAGUGUAUGGCCAUGGUACCAUAUGUAAAAGGAGGAGGAGGAGGAGAAAGAGGAAGAGCUGGUGGGGGCUAUGAAAGUAAAAUGCGGGGACCAGCACACUUUGUGGACCCGUUUGAACAUCAGCCUUCAUUUUCCAGAGAUGGGUACCAUACACUGCAGUACAAACGAGGAGUGAUGGCCCACAGUGGGGGGAUGGGGGCCAACAACAAUGACAGCCCAGGGAGAAUUCGCCAUUUGGUCCACUCAGUACAGAAACUUUUCACCAAGUCACAUUCACUGGAGGGCCCACACCACAUUCAGUCCACUAAGGGUGUCAAUAAUGAGAGCAUUAAUGGUGUGGGUGGUGGUGGUGGUGGUUCAAGGGCCAGUCCAGAAGGUGAAACUCCAGUGGGAGUGCGCCAUCGGAAGCGCAGCAAGAGCCGUGAGCGCUGUCGUUCAGCCGAGCCCAAGCAUCGCAGCCACCAUCACCACCAGCUCCACGGCAUUGCAUCUGCUCCAGGUUCGGGAUAUUGGAGCUCAGAUGACAACCUAGAACGAGAGCUGUAUCUCUACCACCCUCACUACCACCAUCCUCCACCUUCACCCACACCCUCCAUUUCCCCCUCACCUAUCGCCAUGACGAUGGGCCGGUACCCUUCAAACAACCCCGACAGGUUUCCCCAGACUCCCCUGCCCAGUCUCUCCUCCUCACAGUCCCAACAGUAUUUCAUGAUCGAUCCUUACGGCACACUCAGUGAACACAUACACACUCACCAUGGUCACUCACACCACCAUUCUGCACUCGAAGCCUCCAGAAGCAACAGCGAUGUGAAGUAUGCAGCUCCGUCAGCUCGUGUGCCAGUUAGUGGUAGCAGCAAUAACAACAGUGGCGGUGUCGGUGGAGGAAGUGGCCCCCUGCUGCCACUGGGCCUUGUGGAUGCGCCCCUUGUGAAGAAAGGGGCCUGGUCAUCUAGCCUUACGGUGAGCAGGGCCCGAGAGGUCUACACCAACACCAGCAGCCACAACCAGCCACGAUCCAGUGCUACGUCUGGUAACCUAAACCUAGAUAGAGCUCUAGUCAUAUCUAAGGGCAGUCAGCAGCAGGAGCCCACAUGCCAUUUCUUACAGGUACCUCAGGAUGAGUGGAGCGGCUUCUCCCUUCUGGGGAAGGAGGAAGACAUCCCCUGUCGGAGGAUGAGAAGCGGCAGCUACGUCAAAGCCAUGGCUGAAGAUGACAGCGGGGACUCUGAUUCUGGGAGUCCCAAACCUUCUCCCAAGAUCCAGGCUCGUCGAGCCAGCUACCUGAAAGCGACACAGCCGUCACUGACUGAGAUGACAACGUUACAGAUUUCCACGGAGCACUCUCCUAAACUUCAGAUCCGCAGCCACAGUUACUUGCGUGCCGUGAGUGAGGUUUCCAUCAACAGAAGCCUGGAUAAGCUGGACCCCAAAACCCUGCUGGACCCCAAAAUGCUGCUGUCCUCACCCCAAUAUCGAUCUCGAAAUGAGAGCUACAUGAGAGCCAUGAGCACCAUCAGUCAGCUGAGUGAGGUGGAGCUGAACGGACAGAUCGAGCAGGUGUGUGAGCAGGUCUACAGUGCGAUGAAGUCUCAAGCCAUGGAGUCUGCCAUGGACACCAUGGACAACAUGGACACCUUGCCCAUGCCGGGAUGCUUCCGUAUGAGGAGUCACAGCUACGUCAGAGCGAUUGACCAAGGCUGUGCGGGGGAGGACGAGGAAGAAGGAGGACGUCCACUGCUCAUACUGCCCUCCUCACCCCCACGAACUCCCACCACCGUCAGGACCAUACAGAGCAGUACAGUUUCGUCCUGCAUCACCACAUAUAAGAAAACCCCUCCACCAGUGCCACCACGAACCACCACCUGCUCUACUGCAUCUAAGCCUUACAUCUCCAUCACAGCCCAGAGCAGCACAGAGUCAGCACAGGAUGCAUACAUGGAGGAGGAAGGACACAGAGGUGACAUGGCCAUCCAUUCUGGGCUCAGUAACUCCACAGAAAGCAUUGACAGCAUGAAGGCCUUGACUGCUGCUAUAGAGGCUGCAAAUGCACAGGUCCAUGGACCGGCUAGUCAGCAUGUUAGCAACAGCACCAUGACAGUCAACCCUCCCGCCUCCACCAUCAUGGGCAGGGGGCCACACAAUGACGACCGCCAGGACAACUACAGGAAGGAAAUGUUCAGGAAGGGCAAAUGUCUUUCCAUAGGCAUCCAGGUUGAUGGACCAGAGGAGGUCCUCGAUCCAGAGGAUCCAUCCAAGUUCACGUCUGUCGGGGUUCAAGUGGAGGAUGCCAGAGGGUAUCAACGGUUCCAGCGUUCCAACAGUGUGACUGCAGCUGUGCAGGCAGAUCUGGACAGGCCUGACCUGUUGGACUCUCCAGACACCGCUAUGGAAUUCCUCUCCUCCGGGGGUCUCUGUCGGCAGUACUCCCGCGAUGCUGCCAGCUCGACCGUUAGCAUCCAAGGGUCGGGGAACCACUACCAUGCCUGUGCCUCUGAUGAGUAUGAGGACGUGGGCUUUGACCCGUCCAUCCUGCCACCUCCAGAUCCAUGGAUUGACAGCAUAACAGACGACCCACUGGACGUUAACUUCAACACCUCGUCUAUACUGGAUGUAGUCGAGCGCUCAGUGUGUCAAAGAGAUGGACGUUGGUUUCUCAAGCUGCUGCAGGCGGAGACUGAUCGCAUGGAAGGCUGGUGUCGACAGAUGGAGCUGGACCAACAAGAGAAUGACCUGCCGGAAGACAUACUGGGAAAGAUGAGAAGUGCCGUGGGAAGUGCUCAGCUUCUGAUGUCCCAGAAGUUCCAGCAGUUCAGGGAACUGUGUGAAGAGAACCUGAAUCCAAACGCCCACCCCCGCCCUGUGGCCUCAGACCUGGCUGGGUUGUGGGACAUGCUCCAGCUGUCUAUUGAAAACAUUAGCCUGAAGUUUGAUGAGCUUCACCAGCUCAAGGCCCAAAACUGGAGACCUCUAGAUCCACCUGAGAGAAAGGAGAUCCGGCUCCCACCGACUGUGCCAAAAAAGCCACCCAAGGGUCCCCAUCAUCACCACCCUCCCUUGGCCCGGGACCGCUCACUGGAAAGCUCUGAGAAGCAGCGGCUGGAGGCCAGGAAGCGACUGAUGGCGGCCAAGAGAGCAGCAUCCAUACGACAGAACUCUGCAACAGAGAGUGCCGACAGUAUCGAAAUCUACAUCCCAGAGGCUCAGACACGGCUAUAAGGAACGCUACAGGAAACACACACACACAUAUACAUACACACACACACAUGCAGACACAUCAAAUUACAUUAACACUGUCUGGAUCUAUGUGGAAGUGUAAUGCAUUUCAUCACCGGGGUCAGUGUGCAAUCUUACAUUCAUCACAUCCUGAUUCAGCAACAGACAGCACCCAUCCAGUUAACUCACAGCUGAAUAAUCUCUGCUGGCUCUGGAAUAAGGUUAAGUUUUGCCAGUGCUUCAAGUGACAAUCAAUAUUUAAAAAAAGAAAUGGCCAACAAAAAUGCUCUCUAACUAAACAGUAGCCUGAGCCUGAGCUUCACAUCUGAGACUCUCUCUCCAUCGUCCACCUUCUGUCUGGUCGUGCUGUGACCAGCAGCUGUACAAGUCAUCAAGUUGAUUUGAACUUAAUGACUUGUAAGUUCAAUUUGCUUAAUGAGUUCAAGGAGCAGUGAUGGUAACCUUUAGGCAGCUGCAGUUCAGAGCUUAUGUCACACUGCCCCCAGGUGGACGAACACAUGAACUACUGCCGAUGGUUACCUGGGGUUUAAUUAACCUUUUGGCUAUUAAACAAAAAAGUAGAAUUGAUACUUAUUUUAUAAAUAAAAAAACAAGUCAUACUCCUACAUUAUUUAAAUACUUAGAGCCAUGUUCACAUACAAAGACAUUAGAUAAAAUCCAUUCAGGGGAUUGAUUCAAAACUGAAUUUUUGGCUUUUGCACUAUGAGGCCACGGCCUUUGCCUCGUGCAGUCCACUUCCACAUGUGUGUUCACCAGUCAUUUCUAUGCUACUGUUGAGGUGGAGACUGUGAUUUGUACCUUACACACACUCACUCGUCUUCGUACGUGUCCUCUUCACACACAGAAAGCCAUCAAUAACUACUGUUAGUCAGGUGCAGCUGUCGUGUUGUUGUGACGUGGAUGUGUGACACGGUGUCAGUAACGCUGCCCUCACAGCACUUUAUCCUCCGCCCGGCUUCGAGCAGCGUGUGUUUGUCGGUUUGAAGGUGAAGCUGUAAAAAAAAAAAAACGAGCCAAUGAAAAAGAGCGGUGUGUCUGUCGUUCGUUUAGAAGUGAAGGAUGUCGUUGCCAUGUUCUUUGAGCCAUACUAGCCAUAGCAUUCUAUUGUAUUUUUACAAGUCAAAAAGUUCCAAGACAUAAGUUAUGGUUUCAACAGCUUUUAAAAACUAACAUAUCAACAAGUUUCAUCAUUUUAACUUUGUCAAGUUCUACGCUGUGUUAGGUGACGGCAGUGGAUCCUAAAGUGGGGGAAGCCUCCCCUCCUACUGUCCCCCCUCAGGUGUGCAGAGUUCAAAUCUACAAAGUGGGGCUCUGCAGAAAAAGUCUGGGAAAAACUUUGUUUGGGAGUUUGGGAGUCAGCAAAAAAAAACUAGUCUUGAUCCAGUCUUGAUAAAAUAGUAAGGUCAUAUCUUGACAGUCACGUGUCUUAGAACUUUUUGACUCAUAUCAACAAGAAAAAAACACUUUAUACGUGUGUUUUCUCCAGUCCUCUAAUCAGAUUUAAGGAUUCAAGGAGUUUUUUUCCCUGUCAACAGCUCUUCAAAGUGUUUAAUGACCAAAACAACACAAGUGUCCAACACAGGAGACUGUAUGAGGCGCCUGUCGUUUCCAAAUCCUCAGAACACGUGAAGCCAUUAAGCAAAUUAAAAUGCUAAAGAUGUCGGAGACACUGUUAGAAGAGACAAACUCCAAGUACAUGUAAAAUCAUGUUUCAUUUUUUGUGUGUGUGUCUUCGUAUAGUUAAAAUAAAAUAAAAGUCAAAAUAUAAAAGUCCACCUAGGAGACAGAGGACGAACCCACAGCUUUCAAAAUAAAAGACCGUCACAUUAAUGGCCGUGCCAAAUUUCACGAUAAAAACUUAUUUUAAAUGCACUUUAUAUCCAUUUCUAUCGUUGACUUUUUUUAUCGCACCUUAACAACCAGUCUGUCAGUCAAACCUAACGCCAAAAUAUGGAUUCAUUCAAACAGCGCAGGGUUCAUGUGAUGAAGAGCCAGACCAGAUGAAGAGGUCCUGGGACCUACACCUAGCAAUAACACGAUGGACAACAGAGACAUGUACAGCAUGAGCCCCCGAUCAGCCCCCCUGCUCUCCCUGUAUUGGAUAUUUUCCAUUUAAAUUCUAUUUUAGAAACUGACAUCAGUGUACAGUGUACCAGGUACUGUCACCAAAACCUCUUAAGUUUGGGUUAUAAUAAUAAUAAUAGAAAGUGGUUUAAUACGUCUCAACAAAAAUAGACUGGAGGUGAGGUGUAAACUCCUCAUCUAUCCACUGUGUCGUUAAACAGGGGGGUGGGGGGGGGGGUGGGCAUUAGCGUGUUCAGCACUAAAAUGCGUCUUCAGGCGUUUUAUUAAAUCGUCCCUGAUGAUGAAAUACCUCCAAACUGCUGACGUUGUUGACCUACUUCAAUAUACUGUAAUACCCAACAGGGCAGUGAGCCAUGGAACUGCAGUAGGAAAACACAACACUGUCUGGAGUGUGUACAGCUGGUUAUGGUGAUUAGUAGGGACGUCCGAUAACAUCGGCUAACCGAUGUUAUCGGAGUGUUUGGUCCAUAUCGGACCUUCCUAUUGAUGGAGUGUCGGCGUGUUCUCGAGUUUCGGGUGAUACUGUGAUUGGUAUCGGCUCAUCUUUUAGGUUCAGCCUAUGAGGUCAUGUGUCCAAACCACAUGCAAACCUAUUCUACCAUGUAACUGUCAAAUACCACAAAGCUUUAAGUCUCACUGAAAAAGAAUUCAGCUAAAGUCUGACGCCCCUGUCGGCUCAGAGUGUUCAGCUGUUUGACCCCACUCUAUGAAACACUCCAUCCUUCGUCAACACUAAUUUGCCAGAGUGACACUGAACAAUAUGCAGGGAAGAAGCACACCUAACUCUUUUGUACUGUGAAGACAGGAGCAGCAGGAGUGAACUGGGUGGAUUUGGUGAACGGGUCACUUUGUUCCUGCUACAGUUCAACAUCCAUCAGGGUUUCUUCUGUUCUCCGGCCACGUUUUGCGGCUGGAAAUGCGUUUUUUUUAUAUGGGAUGAUCUAAUUUAUACAACUGUCGCGUAUUCCGACUUUUGUUGUUGACAACACGAAGUAACUGCCAGUGAUUUCCGUCGUGCAAUGAUCCUGAAAUCACAAGUGAAAUAGUUGGGUUUUACAGAUGAUGAUGUGUUUAUACAAUUAAUUGGGGAACUUUGUGUGUGUGUGUGUGUGUGUGUGUGUAGGGAGGAUGUAAUUUUGUACAGGAUCUGAUUACCUCUGUGUUGAAAUGAUGGUGAUGACAAUAACAGUGGCCCAUAUUUAAUGUAAAAUACCAUUUUAUGGAAGAAGAAAUUGCCCUAAAGAGAUGCUGAAGGACUUUUCUAUUUAUGUAUUUAUUCAUUUCUUUAUUUAUAAAUUUAUUCAUUCCUUUAGUCAAGCACUGUUCUGGUGUUCCAGUAGCGCGUGUUUGUUAGUUUGCUUGGAGAGUAGAUUGACGUGAAGUUACAUUUGUAUUUAACAAAUCAAACAAUUCAACGAUGAUCAACUUUUAAAGGAAAUAACGACAUACCAUCUGAUAUUAGAGUCCAUUUAAAUUGCUGUUUUAUACUUGACAGAUUUUUUUUGAAAGUAAAAAAAAAUAUUUUUUAAAUUGAAUUUUAGUGCCACUAAAGAUAUUCUAAUGAUAUAUUUUGUGAAC